Molecule: messenger RNA, 795 nt
Organism: Penicillium cosmopolitanum
Lineage: Eukaryota; Fungi; Ascomycota; Eurotiomycetes; Eurotiales; Aspergillaceae
Exons: 1
Coding region: 1-795 (264 amino acids)
Source: RefSeq, a predicted model, not a curated record
AUGCCGAGACUUCCACGUGAGAUUCUGGACAUGAUUAUUGACUUCGUGAAGCCCGAUCCUUUACGAGCAAAAGCAAUGGCGAACUCGAUGUGCUUCGUUGACGAUAGUCCAACGAACCUACUUUGGCGAUCUAUGUUUAAAGAUGAGAAAUGGUUUCAAAAAGCAACCGAGCUUGAAGCCGAGCCCGUCCUGAUUGGGGCUAACCUAGGUGAUGUUAUCGCCAGUAAACCGGGGAAGAAAAAGCCGGCCUAUAUCAUCUUGUAUCCAAAUGAUAACACGGGUGAUCUGUUUUGGGAGGGAAUCGAUUUUCUACGCCAAAGUCUACGUAACGGUCACCGCUAUGACAGGGAGCACCAUGAGGUGAUUUUCUCCGCCAUGGGAUGGAGGAACGCAAGCGGAGAGAAAAUCAAACUGCCUAAGAUUGUUCUGAAUGUACGGGCUAUUGUGCUGGCCGAUGAAUUUCUGUAUCUCGAAGCGAAAAAAGCUCGACGAUUGAUUGCCAACGGUAAUCAUCAAACAAGCUUUUGCUUUCUGAGAGGCCCAAAAAUCCAGAGCUUGAAGAGUUGUGAUAUUUUUGGCAUCGGAGGCGCCAUAUCCAGCAAAGACGACCUAACGCCAGUUUGUACACUGAACCUUCAGGGAACAAUCAAGAAAUGGCAAGUGACUAUAUAUGGUCCUAGUCGUCGCAACUUUAUUCCAUUGCACGAAGAAGGAAAGGAGGGGGUAAUGAGAUACCAUAUAAUCGGAUGGGAAUACGGAGAACUUUCCCCAUUCCGCUUCAAUUUCAGGGAAUAA